Beta vulgaris subsp. vulgaris (sugar beet) is the source of this 1004-nucleotide messenger RNA. Its product is annotated as UMP-CMP kinase 3. Gene Ontology annotation, molecular function: UMP kinase activity; ATP binding. Bases 189 to 806 code for a protein of 205 amino acids. Lineage: Eukaryota; Viridiplantae; Streptophyta; Magnoliopsida; Caryophyllales; Amaranthaceae. The record is from RefSeq and is a predicted model, not a curated record. The transcript is spliced from 9 exons. Gene Ontology annotation, biological process: CDP biosynthetic process; UDP biosynthetic process; 'de novo' pyrimidine nucleobase biosynthetic process. Gene Ontology annotation, cellular component: cytoplasm; nucleus.
AAGCUAUGUCAUUCCCUUUUCUCAGUCUAUAAAUAAUUAAACUGAAAUAUCUCGUAAGACCAUCUUUUGAUUAAUUGAUUUUUCUCCCAUAAAAUUCCUCUGAUUUUAUUACCAAACAACAUCAUCAUCAACAACCUUUCUUCUCUCAAUUGCCGCCGACACCCCGGUGCAAGUAAAGUAUCAGUAUCAUGGGAUCUGUUGAUCAUACUACAACGAACAUUGAAGCUGAAAAGAAGAAAAUUACCGUCAUUUUUGUGCUCGGUGGUCCUGGCAGUGGGAAAGGCACCCAGUGUGCUAACAUUGUUGAGAAUUUUGGAUACACUCAUCUAAGUGCUGGAGACCUUCUACGAGCGGAGAUCAAAUCUGGCUCUGAGAAUGGAACUAUGAUACAGAACAUGAUCAAGGAGGGAAAGAUUGUGCCAGCUGAGGUGACUAUUAGGCUUCUACAGAAAGCUAUUCAGGAGAGUGGACAUGAAAAGUUUCUGAUUGAUGGUUUUCCUCGCAAUGAAGAAAACCGUGCAUCGUUUGAAUCUAUUACAGGAAUAAUGCCCGAAAUUGUUCUGUUUUUUGAUUGUUCAGAGGAGGAGAUGGAGAAGCGUCUGCUAAACAGAAAUCAGGGGAGGGAAGAUGAUAACAUUGAAACAAUUAGAAAGCGGUUCAACGUAUACAUGGAAUCCAGUCUUCCGGUUAUUCAGUACUAUGACACUCUUGGAAAAGUUAGACGGAUUGAUGCAGCAAAGCCAGUAGAUGCUGUAUUUGAGGAUGUCAAAGUUAUAUUUGAGAAGGUUGCUGAGAUUGCUGCCUAGAUGUCUGAAAGUCGACGAAAGUUGUCAGACAUAAAUUGAACGAGAUACUAUAUUAUUGAUGAUAGGAUUUGAGAAGUUUGUAAUGGCUGUGUAAGAUGCAAUACCAUAUGUAUCCUUUAUUUUUGUUCUCCCAUGAUUUGAUGUAAGCAAGAACCAUAAUUUAGAUAAGUUGAUGAAUUACCUUGGAGUUAUGAUUUA